Molecule: messenger RNA, 2561 nt
Organism: Hylaeus anthracinus
Lineage: Eukaryota; Metazoa; Arthropoda; Insecta; Hymenoptera; Colletidae
Gene: Ufl1
Product: E3 UFM1-protein ligase 1 homolog
Exons: 4
Coding region: 141-2444 (767 amino acids)
Biological process (GO): response to endoplasmic reticulum stress; protein K69-linked ufmylation; regulation of proteasomal ubiquitin-dependent protein catabolic process
Cellular component (GO): endoplasmic reticulum membrane
Molecular function (GO): UFM1 ligase activity
Source: RefSeq, a predicted model, not a curated record
UUCAGCAUACAUGGUCUCCCAAUCGGUAUUCACCAGUGUUCACGGUGCAUUUGUCUCACCUGAUCUUAUUCUAAACAAUAUUGAACAGUAUCAAAGUGUUUCAAUCGUAGAUACAUAUAGUAGUGAAGUAAAAUUUUAAAAUGACUUCUAUGGAUUGGGACGAAGUCAAGAGAUUGGCAGCUGAUUUUCAAAAAGCACAAUUAAGCUCCACCUUACAAAAGUUAUCGGAACGAAAUUGUGUGGAAAUUGUAACAAAAUUAAUAGAGAGUAAACUUUUAGAUGUAGUAUUUACUAAUGAUGGUAAAGAAUAUGUUACACCACAGCACCUUGGAAAGGAAAUUAAAGAUGAAUUGUACGUUCAUGGAGGAAGAAUCAGUUUGGUGGACUUGGCACAGAUUCUUAAUAUCAAUUUAUCUCAAGUGUCUAAGAUAACAAAUGAAAUAGAAAAGUACAAUAAAGGGCUUAAGAUAAUACUUGGACAACUCAUUGACAAAACUUACAUGAACAAAAUUGCUGAAGAGAUCAAUGAUAAAUUAAUGCAACAUGGUAGUAUCAACGUAACAGAGUUAACGAUACAUUAUAAUUUACCAGCUGACUUCUUGCAAUCGCUUAUUGAAAAAGAAUUAGGAAAAACAAUAUCUGGUAAACAAGAUGUACAGGACUCCAGAGUCUUUUAUACAGAGAGUUUUAUAGCUAAAAAUAAAACUAAAAUAAGGGGGGCCUUGUCUGCAAUUACAAAACCUACACCAAUAUCCGUUGUUUUAGAACAGUGUGGUAUUUCUGACAGACUAUUUUUCUCAAUUUUAGAUAGUUUACAGGGAAUGAAACAAAUUCCUGGUAUUGUAGCAGGAAAACAGGGAACAUACAGUCUUUACAUACCAACUAUAUAUUCUAAAAGCCAAAAUGAAUGGGUAGACAAUUUUUACAAACAGAAUGGUUACUUAGAGUAUGAUGCACUCACUCGACUUGGAAUAUCAGAUCCACCAAACUUUGUGAAACGUCAUUUCCCAAAUGAAGACAUAAUCUUCUUAGACUCUGUUGCUGUAGGUACAAUAAUUAGCGAACAGGUAGAUGCAAAUAUUGAAGAAGCCAUUGCAACUGGAUCUUUUGUUGAUAUAACCCCUCUUCUACCAUCUGUAUUUACUGAGAAAGAUAUGGAAAUGCUUCUUAAAAUGGUAGAAAAAAAAUUAAAUAAUAAUACACAUGUAUUCGCAAAUACUGUAGUAAUAUCUGAUGCAUUUUUGCAAUCUCUAUAUAAAUCCUUUGAGACUAUAGCAGAAACAAAAGCUAGGGAAGUAGUGGCCAGCGGUCAAUGGUUCCAGACUAUAGCAGAAAACAAAAUUAAAUCUAAAUCAGCCAGUUCAUUACUUGAAACUAAAGGAGGUAGAAAAGAAGAACGACGUAAAAAAGCAGCAACUGGUAAAGCAGGUGGUGGUAGUCAAGGAAGAGAGACGAAAACAAAAUCUACUAAAAAAAAGUACCUACAAGGAAAAGGUCGUGAAAAUGAUUCCGAUGACGAGGAUCCAAAAAUCAUAUCAGGAAAAAUUGAGCUUCAAUUAGUGCCUUUAGAAGACAUAAAAAAUGAGAUUACAAAAGAUGAUAAUUUAACAGUAAUUGAUGAUUUAGUAGAGGAAUUGGCGUUAUAUUUGCAACCGAAAAUAAAUAAUUAUGCCCUGUCUGUCGCUGAUCAGUUAUCACAGAACAAUAAAACUACCAAUUUAAGUGAAGUUGAAGAACGGCUUAAUGUUUUCAUAACAAACAUUAAAAUAUUUGAUAAAGGCAUUAAACAUAUAAAUAAGGCAGAUCAACCAACUUUAACAAAAUAUUUAUUAAAAUCCCUUGGUACCGAAUUUGUCACAGAAUUAUUUAAGUUAGCUGCACAACAAAAUAUGCUUCAAGCUCCUAACAAUAUUACCACAGAAACAAGACAAAAGAUGCUGCUUGAUUUACCAGAUGAUGUUAAAGAGCCUUUAAGUAACAUACAUAAAUCUAUUGCUGAAACUUCUAUAGAAGAUUUUUUAAAUUUCGCGGAUCCUGCAAUGGCGGCCUGUUGUUUGGUACUAAAAAAGUAUGAUAAAAAGAAGGAAAGACCAUUUAUUUUAGGGCACAGACAAGCUUUAUUAGAAAAGCUUAAUGCUACACAAGAUCCUGCAUUAGCAUUGCAUUUAGUUACAAGUAUAUUAUUUAUUGCAGCAACACAAAGUGUUGUGCAUAUAUCUGGAAGACAUGUAUCUACAAUUCUUUCAUUUCUUCAAACACAUUUACAACCUUCAACAAUGACAGUACUGUCUAAAUACCAUGAUAUGGUAUUGAAAAAUUUAACUUGUACAGAUGAAACUACAAAACUUGAAGUUACCAAGGAAUUAGAGGUUAACUUGGAAGAGAUUAAGAAUAUAGCAAAUAACUUUAAACAACAUUUAAAAACUGAUAAACCACAAGAAUAAAUAUAUAUAAUUGUAAAUAAAUAUAAAUAUUAUUUGUUGUAUAAAAUUAUAUACAAGAGUUUUAUACUAUAUUUUACAAUAAAUCACAUCAAGGGGAGGCACUAUUUUACACUCAAA